CUUUAUUGUGCAGGCUCCACCAUGAGCGGAAAGGCAGUGGCCAAAGUCAGAUGUCGAACCUAUCAGUGGCCAGACGGAACUAGUCUUCGACUGUUUAUUCCUUGUGAGGAGCGGGUGUAUCCUAAGAUCGUCGCGAUCCGAACAUCGUCCAGCGACGCUCGGAGUGAUGUGUGUUUAGCCCUAUCGUCGCCUUUCGCUGCACUCGCCCUGAGCAGCGCCACUUUCUGCUCAGCAAUCGGCUGUCGCGUGCCUGAAUAAUGGUCCGGAGCGAGCGUCCGAGCGAAACGUCGCCCCUUUUGCCCAAGUCUCCCGGCAUUCCAGGCAGUCAUGCAUCACCAAAUGCUGUGCACCUUAAGAAGAAGCUCGGUCUUACCAAUGGCGUAUCGCUGAUCGUUGGCUCGAUUGUCGGGGCCGGCAUUUUCGUGUCGCCUGCUGGCGUCAUCCGUUAUGCCGGAUCCGUGGGCAUGUCCUUGGUCGUGUGGGUACUUUCGGGUGCUGCCUGUUUCAUCGGGGCGCUAUGUUACACCGAGCUGGGCACCAUGAUUCCAAAGUCAGGAGGAGACUACGCGUACAUCUCGGCUGCAUUUGGACCUUUCGCCGCGUUUCUUCAGCUCUGGACGAUGCUUGUAAUAGUGCAGCCGGCUGGCAACGCUAUCGUAGCGCUCACGUUUGCGAACUACGUGCUGCGACCGUUCUACGAUGACGUGGAAUGCCUCCCGCCUCCCUUGGCUCUCAGGCUCAUAGCGGCCAUUGUCUUAUGUUUACUUACCUUUAUCAAUUGCUACAAUGUCAAGUGGGCAACAUUUGUUCAAGAUUCACUCAUGUUUGCUAAGGUCAUCGCUUUGGUCAUCAUCAUUAUCGCAGGUUUCGUGCACCUUGGUCAAGGGAACACAGGAAACCUCCAGAAUAUGUUUGAAGGGACAACUAGGGAUCCUGGGCUCAUUUGCUUGUCAUUUUACUCUGGUCUCUUCUCCUACGCAGGAUGGAACUACUUGAACUUUGUAACUGAGGAAUUGAAAAACCCUUUUAGGAACUUGCCAUUUGCUAUCUACAUUUCGUUGCCCAUGGUGACAAUCAUAUACCUCCUUGCCAAUGUGUCAUACUUUGUCGUCCUCACUGCUGAUGAAGUUCAGUCGGCAAAUGCUGUGGCUGUGACAUUUGGGGAGAAAGUUCUUGGUGUGGUGUCAUGGAUUAUGCCAGUCUCUGUGGCACUUUCCACAUUUGGAGGCCUCAAUGGUGGAAUAUUUGCAUCCUCUCGGUUAUUUUUUGUAGGUGCAAGACAGGGACACCUGCCUACUUGCCUUGCAAUGAUCAAUGUGUCCCACUUUACACCAGCCCCCAGCCUAGUCUUCUUGUGCCUUCUCAGCCUGCUGUACCUGACAAACACAGAUGUGUUUGUUCUCAUAACAUACACUGCCUUUAGUGAGGCCAUGUUUAUAAUGCUGUCUGUGGGUGGGCUUCUUUGGCUUCGGAUAAAACAGCCCAAUACAAAACGACCAAUUAAGGUGAACAUCAUACUGCCCGUGUUGUUCUUCCUCAUAUCGAUGUUCCUUGUGGUGCUGCCAUUCUUCAGCCAGCCCCUGGAAACAUCCAUUGGUGCUGGCAUCAUGCUCUCUGGAAUCCCUGUUUACUUCCUCACAAUCUACUGGAAGGAUAAACCCCUCGCUUACAGGAGAACAAUUCGUGUGGUGACAGAGUAUGUGCAGAAAAUAUUGUACAGCGUUCCACAAGAAGACAAGGUGGGAUCGGAUUAGCAGCGUGCAUCGGGGACAAUUUCCAAGAAAGGACGCUGUGGCCCGUCUCAGCGCGAUCUUCAUAUAUGGACUUCCUGUGCUUGUGAGGCGCAUCAGUUUGUGUACUAGCCUUGUUUACCGAAAAAAGUGCAUAUGUAAAAGUUUUUGCAAUAGAUUUGCAUGCGAAAAUGUAUUCCCUGAUGUUAAAAUGCGCUUUAAAAGAGCAGAAUGAGAACAUAGGUCACGGUAAGAAAAGAAGCUUUUGUUUUUGUAUCUACGUGACUUUAGAAAUUUUGUUUCCGAAUUUAUUCUUUUCUUUAUGAUAAUGUAUCCUGCACUUCAUACCUUAUUUUGUAUUUGAAGGCUUUGUGUUUAUGCAGUGCACACGUGUCGUUUUUUGUUGAGACUUUCGAAGGAUGCUGCUCUGUAUAUUGCUAUGAAGAAGUGGUACACUGUAAAGAACAGCUUUUGCGUCAUAUCUUUGUGGUACUUAAGUUUUUCUGCUCGAAACGAAUGUCGAGAUGUCUAAAAAUGCAUUUACGUUGUUCAAACAAAAAAGUGUUGAUAUAUCGGUAUUGUACUGUUCUCUUGUAUAUGUGCUUAUAGGCCAAUGCAUAUGAAAGGAAUAGAUGAAGACAGAAAAAUUGCGUACAAGAUUCCAAUACAGCACCCCCCCCCCCCUCUUUUUUUUACAUUUUCGUUAAUUUGACCUAUUAUGUUAGUUUUGUCUCUAAAAGUUGCAAAUCAAGUGCGUUGCCUGUGGAAGCAACCAAAUUAUUAACUCUCGCACUUAGUUACCGUCAGUGUGGGAUAACGUUACGUCUGCAAUUUUCCGACCACAAAUGUAGUUCAGCUGAAUGCAAUUAUUUUUUAUAUAGUCACGUCUACUAUUGCUCAUUGUAACUAGGCAAGUAGCAGCUGGAGAGAUCUGGCGUUGUAAAAGUCGAAUUAUUUCCCGCUGGCUUGUGCUAUGAGUAUUAAGCAUUUUUUUAAUGUUGUUUCCGUUGGCAGAUUCACGUACAUUUUUCUCCUUGGAAAUACAUCGUGAUCCUUGUAGAAUACUGUGUAUCUUUGUUACCAUGUACGCAACGAAAUUGUAUCCGUGCAGUUAGCAUAAUUGCUCAAAAUUAAGCGUAGUUAAGCGACAACAUACUGCAUUUUUGACUGAGUUAAUGUUUAUUCGGUAUCUUUUAAUUUUUUUUCACGCGCCAAUAUUGAUUUAUAGAAGUGUUCUAACACAACUGAAAAAAAGGUGUUGCGAUUCUUCUGUGCGAGAGUUCGGUACGAGACAUCGCAGGGGGCACUGCGAUGUCUUUUUCUUUUUUCUUUUUGUAAAAUACGUUCUUUCGUUACUUCCGCCUUUAUUAUGUGUAUUUGCUGUAUUUGCACUGACUUGAGGAACAAGCGUCGUAUUCCUGUUUCUGCUGAGCUCUGUUAGGAAGCGAAAGCAGUGUGAAUGUUUGAGAGCACGAUAUUUUUACUCGUUCUGUUACUUGCCGACGAGCAGAACCAAGCACUCGCGAAAACAAACGCAUUCGUGAACUGUUCAAACCACGGCGCAGUGCACAGUACUGACAGCGCGUUUGUUGUGCGCGCGGAUGGUGCGGAUGAUAUGUUUACAGACAUGUAGUUGUGAUGAAGUGCUCGUAGCAAGUCGAUGCUAUAUAGUGCGGGCUGGCGCUCUUCUGCUAUUUCCUUUUUGCAGAUAAAGCCGUUGUUGCUUGUAUUUUAGUGUUUGUAUUCGAAAUGCAAGAAGUAGGUUUUCGUAAAAAAUGCCGUUGACAAAAAUUUAGAUACUCCAUGGUCUGCACAGACUAGGACGUUACUGCCUCGGUUUUGUGAACACGAGUUGUUCUCAAUUCGAGCAUUCAGUUCCGGUCGAUGAACUUUCAUUGAGUCAAAUUCAAGCAGAUGUGUUUCUGAAGAAAGGCUGCAAGUUGAAUCGUUUUUGCUAAUUAUAAUUAACCUGCUAUACAUUAUGACUACACUUUCGAUUAAGUAUAGGGGGCAAGCAAGAAAGUUGUGCACUAUUAAGACUUGCUGCUAAAUAGAGGCCAGCGUGGACUUGUGAUGACGCACUUCGUCGAGAUUGUGAUAUCCUCGAGAAGUUUUGGGUUGGCACAAUUCUUUAUAUUGCUAGUGUUUAUAUAUUUGCAUGUUAUUGCUAUGCCUUGUACUUUUUUUGUUAGUUCUCAAUGACAAUGACCACAUGAAAGCAUGGCAUACUUUUUCCGGCUAUGCUGGAAAUUUGGAGACAUUUAUUUCGUGUGCUGCCGAAUAUUGACUUUCAGUGUUUCUUAAAGACACACGGAAUCCAAAGGGACCAUGUGAAUUUAUUUCGUUUUUUUUUUCCCCCAUACACUGCGUUGCCAAAGCGAAGUGGCCUGUUUGUUAAGGAAGCUUGGGUUGGUGUUGCCUUUUUCUUUUCACAUGUGGUUGCCCUCCUUGGCGAGGUAGGUGGUGAAUAUUUAGAGGGAGCGCGUCAGAAAUGCCGCGUUGAUUCUGCAGCUUUGUUCGCCUUCUUGCCGUUGUGCAUACGUGUCGACAGAAUUCGGAGGGAGCCCCUGACCCUCAGGUCGCCCGUGCCGCUCGCGAUUUUCCUGACGCCGAAUUUGAUUGCCGCUAGCUAUUGCGUAAGGAGCAGUCGUACUUAGCGCUGGUGUGCUGCACUCGCUCGAAAUAGCUUGCAGCAGCAGCUGUGCACCUGAAAGACGCACACUGUCGAAAGUGCACAACGCCGGGAAGUAACUUUUGCUGGACGGGCUCGCACGGGCCAUUUGAGUUACUGAAGCCUCCAGGAGUGUCGCAAAGUGCCUAAGUUGUUUGCCCUGCUUUUUUUUUUUUUUUCUUCGUGCGUGGCGCUAGAUUUUGAACGUUUUUCAAGUUUUUCACUGCUGUUUGUGGAUUUGUGCUCGUGCGAACUCUCUCACGCUUGUUCUUUCCCCUCCCAUAUCCCUGUGUUCUUAUGGCUGUCAGCGAUGCGUGCCUUCGGUUUUAGCAUUUGCUUUUUGUCGCUCAUGAUGCACACAAAUGUUUCUGACACAAGAGAGCACGCUAUUUUUGAUAGCACACCUUAGUGCUGUCGUUGUUCACGAUGCUAUUCAAGCUUUCUGAGUGUGGAAGUGUCUUGUAUGACUGACUGGCUACUGUCAUUGUGUACUGCCGGGUACUGAACGGUGUGCUUAUGUACUGUCAACAAAUGUUGAAGCGGACAUAUUUGAGUUGUUUGCAUCAUUGUAAACACAUUGCUGCCAAAGGUGCCUUAUUGAGUGGGGGAUGAGGAGUGUGUGAUGACGGGAGAUUUCAUUUGCAAACGCGAGUCAUUCUAGGUAAUGCCGGGAAAUAAAUUUUUUUUUU
Molecule: messenger RNA, 5090 nt
Organism: Dermacentor silvarum
Lineage: Eukaryota; Metazoa; Arthropoda; Arachnida; Ixodida; Ixodidae
Product: Y+L amino acid transporter 2-like
Exons: 10
Coding region: 258-1754 (498 amino acids)
Biological process (GO): amino acid transmembrane transport
Cellular component (GO): membrane
Molecular function (GO): L-amino acid transmembrane transporter activity
Source: RefSeq, a predicted model, not a curated record